AGUAGAAAAGGUACUAAGGCGUGGUCUCCCUGAUCGUGCUGCCGCGGCAGCAUCAUCUUCAUCAGUUGUGAUUUCACAAUCACAAGGAUUGGAAGAAUUAAGUAGGGUUAGCGAUGCCUUAAACUUGAUAAAGUUGGGAAGCGAGGCCUCAAAGCUGGAGACUAAAAGAAGUUCUGAGCGGGAUCAAGAAGAUGAACCUGAAGGAGGACCUUCCGAUGUUCUUGUCACGCCACACUCUGCUAGUGCUUCUUCGUCUUCUGGUCCGUUGCAGGCAGCUUACGAUCCGGAUCCCAUGCCUGCACUUGAACAAUUGCCAACAGGAGGAGCUUCGGCUUCCAAUCCUAUGCCUGCUGCGCAGAACAUUCCAGAUCAUCCAGAGGAUUUACUUCCACCUUCUCAGGCAACGUCCAAUGGAGACACUUGGAGCCCGUCUUCGGCAUCAACAUCCAAAGAAGCAGUCACUUUGACUUAUCCCGUUUGUCCUCUACAAGAUGGUAGAAUAAGUUAAGGGUAGACACUCACUAACACUAUCAAUCUGGUGUGACGCACUACGUACUCUUCACUAUCAGAUAAUCAUAGUCUGGUCCUCUGAUUGUGAUUGUUCUGCUUCACUCUUAGCGGUUCAUGUGCUUGACAAGGGACUUGAUCUUGAAGGGAUGAAGAAAAGCAAAGAGAUUCCACUCAAAAAUGAGUAGAGUUAGUGAAGAGUGUCUAGCAUUAAAUAAGCGAGGAGAGACUAGAACAGGGAAUGCUCACUCACAAGGAUUGGGCUGUAGAGGCUGCACAAAAGACUUUCCCUGACGAGGUGUCAGAGACUUUGGCGCUUCAACGUCUACGAGAAAGCGAACAGCCCAAAAACUGUCUGGAGACUUUACGUGACGCGAUCGUGAAGCACUAUCUGGUGGACAUCGAACAUGCGUCAGGUUUGUUGAAAGAAACAAAGGCAACGGUGCUAAACAAAAUUAAGGGUCCUAGGCUCCGAAUUACAUCCCACAAUACUAGUGUCCUUGAGGCUCUACUUUCCCUAUAACUAGAUAGAUGAAAAGACUUACAAGUAAGAAGCCACGGACCGUCGGAGGAAUGGAAUUGUUCCGUAACCUCUAACAUGCGGCUACCUCGAAGAGAUAUCCCCUUCUUGUUGAACGAUUUGCGGUUCGGAAGGGUGUCAAAAACUUGGAGAUUGCAGUUAAGAUCGUGGUCUUUUUGCUUUACAUUCAUACUUUGGAGUUGGAUCUUCAAUCUCAUAUUUCUUUCGUUCUGCAAUCGCUGCCACACUCGUUGAGGGUACAGCUACAGCAUCUCGCAUAGCUAUCAUCUAGUUUCCAGUUGUGUGCACGCGAAUCGUGAUAGGCUUCAUGGAUUGGGCAAAAAGUCAACAACCCUUUAUGAGAAGGUUGUUUGGCAGCCGGUUAGUUAGGCUUAGCCUUAGCCACCCUUUUCUAAUGAUUAUGAAGAAGCGUAAUUUGGUGUUAGACACGUACAAAGCAGACCCAAUUGCUACGGCUACGCGACUACGACUUUUAGAAACUACAAGCACGAAAAGAGGAGAGCCAAACCUGGUCGAUCUGUCCGUAAAGAAGCUAAUCCGUGAGGACGAAGUCCCCGCGAAGAAUCCGAAUGCUAUGCCUAGUACUUAAACAAGGAAUGUUUAUUUUGGGAUAUUUCCCAGAAUAAUGUUAGCUGAUCUAUUUUCAUUCGUUAGCCUUAGCUGUUCUAGUAAGCGCAGGCUCUACGUUGUAUGUACGUAAAUUUUGAUGUUUUCGGUCAGAUAAAUUUGAUAUUUUAUAUAUUUUGUUUGUUUCCAAUUCCGGAAGAUGAAGCUCUCUGUAUUAUUUUUACCACAUUCACUGCAGGUUCUACGCACUAUUCUUGGCCAAGAAUAUUUUGAUGUCUGUCACCGUCACGUCCAUAUGACUAUAAGACAAUGAUCUUUAGGGACGAUGACUUAGACAGACCCCCAGUCUUAUCCUUCGUCAUUAUCUUAUUUAAAUAAUCUCCUCUUCUUCUCUAAAUUGGACGAUGUACGAGUGUGGAUUCGCAAUGCGGAACAAACAAAAGAAUUCGUUGAAACGCAUCUAGAUAAGCUUCACAUCAAGCUUGAAAAAAAAAAAAAAAAAUUCAACGAUGAAGAGGGCAUUAAAAAAUAUGAACAACUCAUCAGUGACGCUUUGAGAAUGAAAUUUGAGGAAAAAAGACCUCCGAGGAUGUUUGCGAAAAUCACUUUAGCAUUACUUCGAUCCGCGGAAGCAAAAGUACAGCGCACUAUAGAGGAGGACCCGCCAGGGAUGGGGCACACUGAAGACACGGACAGCCCCACACGCGAUGUUGCAAUGAUCCAGCGAAUGUUGCGUCGAUUUUAUGAAAGAAAUCUCUCCC
This is a messenger RNA of Amoebophrya sp. A25, 2376 nucleotides long. The record is from the annotation of a GenBank genome assembly. NCBI's taxonomy places the organism in Eukaryota, Dinophyceae, Syndiniales, Amoebophryaceae.